Liolophura sinensis is the source of this 1055-nucleotide messenger RNA. Its product is annotated as sulfotransferase 1E1-like. The transcript is spliced from 6 exons. The record is from RefSeq and is a predicted model, not a curated record. Gene Ontology annotation, molecular function: sulfotransferase activity. NCBI's taxonomy places the organism in Eukaryota, Metazoa, Mollusca, Polyplacophora, Chitonida, Chitonidae. The coding region runs from base 1 to 1053 and encodes 350 amino acids.
AUGGCGUUGUAUUCUUGGUACAAAAGUAAGCGCCCGGGGGAUAACAGAACAGAGCGGUGCUUAGCUGAGGACAAGGCUGUGGUGUAUAGCGUGGAGGAAGGGUCGGGUCUGGAGAACGUCCCUCUGAUAGCCCAGCCCGUCAGAAAUACCAGUAGACCAGAUAUGGAGAAGGUGACCGUCCCAGACCGAAAUGGUGACCAAAUCACCCUUAACCUUAAAGCAGGUCGAUUGUGGCCAAUGACGAUGGAGCAUGUGGCUGACGUCUGUGGAUUUACUGCCAGACCAGAUGAUGUCUUUCUUUGCUCCUAUCCUAGAUCAGGAACGCAUUGGGUCUCUGAUCUCCUCGUGGUGCUGAUAAGUAAUCGGUUACAACUUCAGACGGCUCUCAAAGCUGACGCCAUGUUGGAGUACGUUGGUUGUGACCACCUGGACACCAAACCGUCUCCUCGUGUAAUCAACACCCACCUCAACUACCACCUGCUACCCAAAGAUGUUUUCCAGAAGCAGUGUAAGAUAGUCUUCGUGUAUCGUAACCCCAAAGAUGUGGCAUUGUCGUACUACCACUUCAUCAAAGAGAGAAAGCAUUAUGGAUACAACGGAAAGUUUCCUGCAUUCCUGGAGCUCUUCAUGGAGGGGAAAGUGCCGUACGGAGACUGGUUUGAAUACAUGCAGGAGUGGAACUCAGUCAUUGAAGAAGGAAGACCCUGCCAAAUACAUAUCAUGUAUUACGAACAACUGAAGCAGCACUUUUUACGAGAAAUGUCUCGCCUGUGUUCUUUCUUGGACUUGACAAGAUCAACGGAGUUUUUGGAGGAAAUGGAAAAACUAUCGUCUUUUGAUUCUUUCAAACGUUCCGUGGAUGCCCAGUUUGACAACUCUGCUCUCGACGAGUGGAAAGGGGCUCCACAGUUUAUUCGCACAGGUGUCGUUGGAGAUUGGAAGAAUUGGUUUACUGUUGCCCUAAAUGAAGAGUUCGACGAGCUUUAUCAACGCCGAAUGAAGGGUUCUUGUUUCAACUUUUCUUAUGAAACAGAUUUCACUGAAAGCGUUUAGGG